UGUGCUCGGUUUCGGAUAUGUUCGUUCAGCGCUUGGUUCAUUUUAUUGUCACGUAUUCCUAGACAACACCUAUUACUGUUGUGACACCAAGAGUAAGGAGUCAAAGAGUUCCUCAUGAGAAAAACCUCCAGCAAUAUGGAAGCUUUAAAAAACGUCAGUGAUGUUAUUACAGGACAAGUAUUGCAUCUGAAAAGCACAUUUGUUGUGAUCGGUGGCGGCAUUGCAGGCGUGUCGUGCGCCGAGCAGCUCGCCGUUCAUUCUCCUGAGGCGUCAGUUCUACUCAUAACAGCGUCACCUAUUGUAAAAGCAGCAACGAACGUUGUAAAGCUUCGCAGAAUCAUCGAGAGUUUCGACAUCGAGGAGCGCUCUUUUAACUACCUAGAGCAGCAGUACAGCAACAUCAAAGUGCUUCAAGAUGUGCUCAUCUCCCUGGAGGCCAGUGCACGAGCAACCUUGCUCAAGAGUGGUCGAGUGGUCAGUUAUGGAAUGAUCUGUCUUUGCAUGGGUGCAAGACCUCAGUUAAUUUCCAAAGACAACCCACUGGUAUUGGGCAUUCGGGACACGGAGACUGUGCGGAUGCUGCAGAACCGACUUGGUGGUGCUAGACUUGUAGCUGUCAUUGGUAAUGGUGGCAUUGCCACAGAAUUGGUACAUGAAAUGGGUGGCUGCCAAGUUCUUUGGGUUGUGCGGGAGAAAAGCAUUGGUGCUACUUUCUUUGACCCUGGAGCUGCACAGUUCUUUCUGCCACAGCUGAGUGCCGAGAAGAGUGAAGGCACUGCAAGCUCUGCCAUAGCAGAGCAAGACACUGCAGACUGCGGAGACUCCAAGUGCCCCAGCCACGCAAACCAGGAUUCUUUGCCUCCAGGAAGUGCUUUGGGGCCAGACUGGGCCAAAGGUCGUGUUUUGCAAGGUGGAACUCAGAAGAAUGUGCACAUAGAGUACAGCUGUGAGGUACGUCUGUUGCUGACACCUGCCGAAUUCAAGCAGAAGCAUCUUGCCGAUGCCAGCUGCGACUUCAAGUGCGGCUCCAACUGGCCCAUCUAUGUGCUCUUGACCAAUGACAAGUGCUUUGGCGUUGACCUCAUCGUCAGUGCAACUGGUGUCACACCCAAUGCAGACACCAUCACUGCACCUCAGUUGGAAGUGGCCACAGAUGGAGGCAUCCUGGUGGACCGCCACAUGAGAUCCUCACUAGCAGGCGUGUAUGCAGCUGGCGACGUUUGUACAGCAGGCUGGGAGCCUGCGGAGCUGUGGUUCCAGCGGCGCUUAUGGACACAAGCACGGCAGAUGGGCCACUGGGCAGGCACCUGCAUGGCAGCCCACUGGUCAGUCGAGCCUGAUCCCCUUGCUGAUGCCCGUUUCGACCUUUUCUCUCAUGUGACACGCUUCUUUGGAUACCGGGUGGUCCUUCUGGGUAUCUUCAAUGGCCAAGGCCUAGCCGACUGCCGUGCCCUUGUGCGCGUGAACCCAGGCCAGGAGUACAUCAAGCUGCUUCUCCAUGAUGGGAGGCUCAAGGGAGCAGUGCUGAUUGGCGAUACAGAUCUGGAGGAAACUUGCGAGAACCUUCUGCUUGACCAACUUGACCUGGGUCCUCUUGCUGAUCACCUGCUUGACCCCGAAGUGGACAUUGAAGACUUCUUUGAUUGA
Molecule: messenger RNA, 1647 nt
Organism: Dermacentor andersoni
Lineage: Eukaryota; Metazoa; Arthropoda; Arachnida; Ixodida; Ixodidae
Source: RefSeq, a predicted model, not a curated record